CGCUAGGGCCGCGGCGGCUGUGUGUCUGCGGUGCUCGGGUGCUUGCUGUGGUAAUUGCUUAAAUUCCAAGCUAUCUUGAAGAAUUUUGUCCAGACCUCAUAUUGACCACUGCAUACCUUGCAAGCUGAAGAGGAGAUGGAAGUUGAAAUCAAGCUAGAAGAUAUUAAUCCACACAUUACCUGCAAGAUUUGCAAAGGAUAUUUUGUGGAUGCCACAACUAUUACUGAAUGUCUUCACACAUUCUGCAAGAGCUGUCUAGUGAAGCACCUGGAAGAGCGGAACACCUGCCCAGAAUGCAGCAGCAUCAUCCACCAGUCCCACCCGCUGCAGUACAUCAGCUUUGAUAGGACCAUGCAGGACAUCGUCUUCAAGCUGGUCCCCAACAUACUGGAAGAUGAGAUGGAGCGCGAGCGGCUGUUUUACAAGACACGUGGCCUGCCCAACCCCAAGGACCAGACGGCGGCCGAGGACGAAGUCAAUGGUGUGGCCGAGGAGGCCGUCAAGGGCCAGGACUAUCACCGGCUGGACGAGCAGGUCAACAUUUCUCUAGCAUGUUCAAGUUCCAAACUGAGCAAGCUGAACCGUGAACACAUCCGCUGCUCUGCUCAAGCUACUAUCACGCACCUCAAGAAGUUUGUCGCUUUGAAGAUCCUCAACAGUAUGGACAAGUACAAAGAGAUCGACAUCUUCUGCAACGACGAGAUGCUGGGCAAGGACCACACGCUCAAGUUCGUGUUCGUCACGCGGUGGCGGUUCAAGGAGCCGCCCAUGCAGCUCAGCUACCAGCCGCGCGAGGACGUCUGACCGCGCCCGUGGACUGGGUGGACAUGUCAGCUGUGGACAUGUGGACGUGCGCUGCAGCCGCAGACUUCAGCCACGGACCUGCGCGAGCGAGCGUCGAUGGACGGCGCCUGUGGGCCGGAUGGCGCGUGACUGUCCGUGUGGACGCCCCUGUGGACCGGGUGGAAGCACGACCUCGGUUGUGGCGGCCGCGUCGCAGGUGGAGCGACCCCGAGCGCGCCGGAGGCCGCUGGCCCUCGGCGGGGGGACGCGGGGAGCGUGAGCAGCUGGGCACGGUGCUCAGAACCGGCUGUGAGUGGGACGCGCCGCCGGUCGGGCGAGCGUGCCGGCGCAGAGGCAGACUCGCCCUGCUGGGCCGGGCGUCAGGCGCAGUCGGCAACCCUGGAGAGCACCGCUCUACGCCAGCCAUCGUGCGGGGAGGUCUGUGACGCGGACGCUUCGCGCCCUGUCGGCAGGCGUCGGGGGGAGGGGGUUGUGGCGCCGAUGGUGGCCACGGUGACCCCCGUUCCCUGUGACGCGAUUUUUGAGUGAUUUUUUGUGUUUGUUUUCUGUCAGUGGACGUCACUGCCGCAACUCGUUGGGUUUGCUAUGCCUCAGGCGCCGUCCGAAGCUCGCGUUUGUCGUGUUGUGUCUGUCAUUCGUAGUGUAUUGAAGGCGAACACUGGUCCUGUUUUGUGCUCAUGAGACGCUCAGAUGUCGGUGUGUACCCUUUGACAGCGUCAUAAUGGCAGUUCGAUGCGUUUGGUGUCUGAUACUAUUCCUUGAUGCGUUCUGUACCCGUGGCAUUCAAAUAAAGCAUGGCAUGUUUG
This is a messenger RNA of Pollicipes pollicipes, 1610 nucleotides long. It is a transcript of the gene l(3)73Ah, whose product is annotated as polycomb group ring finger 3-like lethal (3) 73Ah. Bases 136 to 804 code for a protein of 222 amino acids. The record is from RefSeq and is a predicted model, not a curated record. The transcript is spliced from 6 exons. Lineage: Eukaryota; Metazoa; Arthropoda; Thecostraca; Pollicipedomorpha; Pollicipedidae.